AUGACGCCCAGUUCUCCCGAUGAAGCACUCCAUUUCCGCGGCAAGACACUGACUCCGGAAAGUCCUCGACCACUGCACCUCCCAGAGCCAUCCAAUAUCCCAGUUCUGCAGAACCAGAUGGACCCCGUCUUCAAUGAUACUUCGACUUAUGAACGCACGGUAGAUUUCCAACCCCCUCAAGUGAGAGAUGGAUGGUUCGGAGAAGGCGGACGUGGGCAAGGACAUACGCAUGAUUCAGGUAGCUUGCGUGGUUCUCAGCCAGGGAACCCUGUGAUGAAUGAUAUGCCUGUCUCAACGGAUUUUUACCAUUCCUAUCCCUCCACAGUGCAAUCUGGUCAUAUGAACGUGAACCCAAACGCGCACACCCAGACCCACGCGCCUCCGGUUGUGCCGGCCCAAGGCUUCGCCACUACGAGUGAAAUAGACAGCUCUGCCAACACGGGGGCUGCAUCCCGAUUGCCAGAGCACCUAGAUAAUGGGAAGCACCAUGCAGACUCAAGCGUCGCCGGAGUCAAUCUUCAGAACCUACUCGACAACCUCUCACACCUUCCACCAUCGAACGUGGCCUCCGGGGCUCCCUUACCGGAAGACUCGUCUCUCCAUCAAGCACCCAAGGACGGACCCCACCAUAUCCAAGGCGGCUCUAUGCAGCCUCUCCCAGAACCCCCUGCCCAAACCAUUUAUAUCUCCAAUGAUGAUGGCACAUAUCAUCACCCUUCUGCCCUUGCCACACCCCCCACCCAUCCCACGCAACCCAGUAACAAUGCACAAUCCUAUUCCCAGUCUAUGGCACUGGGUGGAGCGCCGGGAACCGUUCCGGCUGGCUCUUUCCCUCCACCACCCGCUAGUUUCCCAACACCUACUUCGGGCGGGGGGUCACAAACAUCCCAGGAAGCCUCCCAAGCGUCAAGGAAAACUCGUAUCGACAAACAGACAGGGCGGCUCAUCAAGGGAACGGAUGAUGAUGAUGCGCCAUGGGGACCCGAAGUCCAGAAGAAAUACGAUGAGUUUCUACACGAUGAGAGAGUAUAUGUGACAGAAGGGCUCUGGGAUCGAUUCCCCAUGGGAUCCCGCCUAUUUGUUGGUGAGUCGUUCCCAAAUAAGGGCGUCGAGCCAUUUAUUAAUCUUGUUUUCCUAGGCAAUCUCCCAACUGAAAGAGUUACUAAACGAGAUAUGUUCCACAUUUUUCACAAAUAUGGAAAACUUGCCCAGAUUUCUAUCAAGCAGGCGUACGGGUUUAUACAAUUCCUGGAAGCGGGUUCUUGCCAUGCAGCAUUAGAGGUGGAACAGGGGGCUCUGAUACGAGGCAGGAAGAUUCAUCUCGAGAUUUCGAAACCCCAGCGGAAUUCGCGCCCUGCGCCCGCGGAGCCAUCUCGGGCGCCCCCUCCGCGACGUUCAAGAUCGCCAGAGUUCAGUCGGGCUGGUCCCGCUCGAUCCAAUCCACGUGCACCUGCUGAUCGAUACGACCGGCCUUAUGAACCCAGUCGAAUCCCAUUCAGCGAUUACCGGGAUGAACCCUCGAAUCGUCGCCGUGAUGGGUAUCGGCCUCCAAGAUCGCCUUCGCCUCGGCCUCGACCCAGAGAUGGGUAUCGAUCUCGGGAUAGAACACCUGAGCGAUUCGAUCGCCGUGAGCGCCGACGUUCCCGUUCCCCUCGGUCUCGGUCUCGGUCUCCGUAUUCCAGAGACCGGCGAUACCGCAGCCCGAGUCCUAGACCUCGAGGCACCUAUGAAGGAGAAGCCGAUCUACCUGUUCCUCGAAGGGCUCCCCGAGAUGUGCCGGAGGUUCAGGUUCUAGUGCUGGAGGAAAUUGACCGAAACUUCGUCCUUCAUGUGGAGAACGCUUUUCGCAAUCGGGGCUUACGUGUAGAUGUUCUUGUGCUUGGUCCCCGUAUUCCUCUUGGUGCCGCGGUCCAUCGCCAGUACGUCGAAGGAGUCCUUGCGGUUAUCAGACUCUCUCGUCCCAACCAAUUCUCUCGCAAGAUUCCUCUCCAGAUUUUUGACCGAAGCCCAGGGCAAAACAAUGUUCGCUUCAGUGACUACCCCGAGGUUGACCCGAACAUCGCAGCCGAGGUCAUGUUCCACCAAGCUCAAGCGAUGCAACGUGGUCCUCCGCCUGGAUCGUUCCCUCCAAAUCCUGCUUUCGGGGUUGCUCCUAUACCUAUCCCGGCUAUGCCCCUGCCUCAGGCUACUUUGCCAGCAUUGACCAAUGCCCCAAACAUCGCCAAUUUGAUUAGUUCGCUUGACGGCCCUAGCCUCCAAUCUCUCUUGUCGGCCCUUCAACGCCCGGCUGCUCAAUCCCAACCUGUCUCAGCUACUCAAUCGCCAUUUUCUUCCCCCAAUCCUCCACCCCCUGCUGAUCUCGCUGCUUUGUUGACCAAUGCGGCCCGACCACCCCCAACCUUACAGCACGCCCCGCAACCUCUUCCUCCUCCUUUCCAUCUUCAGCCUCCCAAUGGGCCUGUUGUCUCCGAUCCUCAUUUGUUGUCACUCCUAGCUAAGGGACUCGGAGCUCAACAGCCUCAGGGCCAGCCGGCCGUCGGUUCUAAUGUGCAAAACCUGAUGAACCAUUUGGCCAAGUGGAAGCAAUGA
Penicillium odoratum is the source of this 2589-nucleotide messenger RNA. Its product is annotated as putative RNA-binding protein (Nab3). NCBI's taxonomy places the organism in Eukaryota, Fungi, Ascomycota, Eurotiomycetes, Eurotiales, Aspergillaceae. The record is from RefSeq and is a predicted model, not a curated record. The coding region runs from base 1 to 2589 and encodes 862 amino acids. The transcript has 3 exons. Gene Ontology annotation, molecular function: RNA binding.